Messenger RNA from Verticillium alfalfae VaMs.102, 1356 nucleotides. Its product is annotated as lolT-1. The record is from RefSeq and is a predicted model, not a curated record. The transcript is spliced from 2 exons. Lineage: Eukaryota; Fungi; Ascomycota; Sordariomycetes; Glomerellales; Plectosphaerellaceae. Bases 1 to 1356 code for a protein of 451 amino acids.
AUGGUCUUCAACGAGUCGUCCACGGCGAACCCUGCGCCUCUUGGCUCGGAGUCGCAAGGAGAAGGCGUCCCAACCUCGUCUCUCAGCAAAAUGGCACUCAACGGCCCCCGAGACUUUGGCAAAGGCCUCAGGGACGAGUUCUGCUUCGAUCCUGAAUGGAGAAACAUGAACAAUGGGUCCUUCGGCUCAACACCGCGCGUCAUCAAGGAGAAGCAGUUUGCACUGCAGCUCCGCGCCGAGGCCGUGCCGGACCUCUACACCCGCUACGAGUACCCGGCGCACCUCGACGCGGCGCGCGCCGCCCUCGCCGCGCACUUCCACGCGCCGGUCGAGACGAUCGUGCUCGUGGCCAACGCCACGACGGCCGUCAACGUGGUGCUGCACAACCUCGUCUGGGACCCGUCGGGGCGCGACGAGAUCAUCUCCUUCUCGACCGUCUACGGCGGCUGCGGCAAGACCAUCGACUGCAUCACCGACACGAAGCCGCUCGUCGCGCAGCGCGUCAUCGAGCUGCGCUACCCGGCCGACACGGACGCCGCCAUCGUGCAGCGCUUCCGCGCCACCGUGGCCGCGGCGCGCGCCGCCGGCCGCACGCCGCGCCUCGCCCUCUUCGACACGGUCUCGUCCAUGCCGGGCGUGCGCUUCCCCUACGAGGCCGUGACGCGCGCGUGCCGCGACCUCGGCGUCCUGAGCCUCGUCGACGGCGCCCAGGGCGUUGGCAUGAUGCCCCUCGACCUCGCCGCCCUCGACGCCGACUUUGUCCUCUCCAACUGCCACAAGUGGCUGCACGUGCCGCGCGGCUGCGCCUUUCUCCACGUGCCGCUGCGCAACCAGCACCUGCUGCCCUCGACGCUGCCGACGAGCCACGGGUACGUGUCGCCGCGGCCGUCGGCGAGGAUGAACCCGCUGCCGCCGCGCGAGGCGGGCAAGUCGGCGUUUGAGGAGAACUUCCAGUUCGUCGGCACCGUCGACAACACCUCGUUUCUCAUGAUCAAGGAUGCGCUCGCGUGGCGGGACAAGGUCCUCGGUGGGGAGGAGCGCAUCGUCGCGUACCUUUGGCAGCUGGCCAGGGAGGGCGGCAGACGGGCAGCCGAGAUUCUCGGGACGGACAUUAUCGAGAACGAAGCUGGCACGCUGACGAAGUGCGGCCUCGUCAAUGUCUGGUUGCCCGUGAGGACGGCUGACGGCGAAGGGGACGGCGCCGUCGUGUCAGCGGCCGAAACGGCGCAGGCACUGGCGUGGGCACAGAAAUGGCUCGUCGACGAGAAGAAAACGUUCAUUCCCAUUUCUGUGCACACGGGCAGGUGGGUAUGCGCGCCUCAGCGCGCAGGUCUACCUCGACGUGGAAGACUUUGA